GGCCGAUGUAAUUGUUACAUGCUCGAGCAGUGAGUGAAGUUAGGUGUUAGGGAAACUUGCGGUGUUUCGAUACGGGAAUAAUCAGCAGUCAUUUAGGCAGAAAUUGCUACGGGUUGUGCAUCAAACAUUGCCUGCCAAGUUUUAGGUGCGCCCUGUUCUUGGAAUUUCCUAUGAUGCAAUUCUGCCCUAAUAAUGGGCCAUGUUGGAUCUGCUUUGCCACUUUACCACGGGAAAGUUUCUUACCAUAUCCUGCUUAUUAAAAAUCCUUGGAAACUGUUGGAAUUAUGGCACUAGCACAACUAAUGCAGAUUAUACUUAAGCGCCAGGAGUUUGACUUUGAUCAGAAUUUGGCUUUUUAAGAUGUAAACUUCCAAGUUUUUUUUUAACCCUUGCAGUGUGAAACCAUCCUAGUAAUCUACAAACUGGGUAGCCACGCCAAAUGAUUUCGAUUGCUGUGUUUUUUUUAAUUCUCUGGGUUCAGUUUCUUAAGACUGGACGGGAAAUGGCAGUGUGACGUGUUCUGUGGCGUUUGAAUUCCCUGGCGUGAGUCAUAAAAAAGUGCUGAAAUUGUUGGUGUAGUUUUACACGCCUUAUAUAGCCUGGAAGUGCAGAGCUGUCAUUCUCUGUAGGAUAAAGUGAGUGGCUAGAGCGGCACGGAUCUACCUCCCUCUUUCUCCUUCAGUUCGCACAGGGAUCGCCCUCCUCUCCUCAAUUGCCUCCUGCACCCUCCCCAAAAAAAGUUUCCCCAUUCGGUCAUUAGACAAACAAACAAAAAGAAAAAAAGUAUCAUUCUACUCCCAUCCAACACCAACCCCUCCAGCGACGAUGGAGUUGUACAAAGUUACCCUGGAAGGACCGGCUCCGUGGGGUUUUAGACUACAGGGAGGAAAGGACUUCAACAAGCCUUUAACCAUGUCCAGGAUUACACCCGGCGGUAAGGCAGACCUAGCGAAUGUCGGACUAGGAGAUACUGUGCUAUCCAUCAAUGGUGAAAGUACUGAAGGAAUGACUCAUCUGGAAGCACAGAACAAAAUCAAAUCCUGUGUAGGAUUCCUGGCACUCUCCCUGGGGAAAGUUCUUCGAUCCUCAGGAGGUGGUGAUGAGAAGGAUUUUAUGUUUGCUGCACCUUCCAUUCCGAAGUACUCGUUUGACUCCAGCAUGCCAUUGAAUAAGACAGCGAGACCUUUUGGUGUUACAACUACGGAAAGUUCAAAUUCAGGGACACCAAUAAAGUCAGUGAGCUACAAACCUGUAUCCCUAUAUACUCCACCCUCUGCUUUGCCUAGCACACCUGCAUCCCAGACACAACUACAAUAUGGUACAGCCACAGAAAAGCACAGCUCAACUGCAUCCACACUGCAGCAUCCAAAUGGCCCUGAAACAGGUGCUGCAGGGAGAUCUUUUGACCUAGCUUCUGCUCUUGAGCCCACCUCUAAGACCUAUGAAGAUCCAGUGGAAGAUGUCCCAAGAGCUCCUCCAGGUCCUUCUGCUCCAAUUUGCAGACCACCUUGGGUGGUUGACAAUUCCUUUGCGGAGAAGUAUGCACCAGACAAAACUACAACAAUAAUGACUAAAUUCACUCAACCUGCUCAGCCAACCCCUCAGCAAAAUCGAAACUCUAUUGUCCAGGCAGCACAGCAAGCACCUGAUGGGACUAACAGAACUCCAGUGUGUGCCCACUGUAACAAGGUUAUCAAGGGUCGCUAUCUUGUAGCUUUGGGCCGUUCUUGGCAUCCUGAAGAAUUUACUUGCAAUCAGUGCAAGAUGACCUUGACUGAGGGAGGAUUCUUUGAAGAAAAGGGCUCUGUGUUCUGUGGAAAAUGCUAUGAAAAUAAGCAUGCCCCCAAUUGUGCCAAAUGCAAACAGAAGAUUAUAGGCGAAAUUAUGCAUGCUUUGAAGCAGACAUGGCAUGUUAAGUGCUUUAACUGUGCUGCAUGUAAAACCCCCAUCCGCAACAAAGCAUUUUACAUGGAGGAAGGUCAGCCCUACUGUGAGAGAGAUUAUGAGAAAAUGUUUGGAACUAAAUGUCAUGGCUGUGACUUCAAGAUCGAUGCUGGCGAUAGAUUUCUUGAAGCUCUAGGAUACAGCUGGCAUGACACCUGUUUUGUAUGUGCAGUAUGUCAUAUAAACUUGGAAGGCAAAACAUUUUAUUCCAAAAAAGAGAAGCCCUUAUGCAAGAGCCAUGCCUUUUCAACAGUCUAGUCCUACACUAAUGAUGAUCACCAGAGAGUACAGCAGAAACUGGCUCAGAAAAGCACAGCAUCUAACAGGGAGUUUGGAAGAAAGUCACAGAGAACUGAAGUUGCAAAAUAAUUCUAUCUCUCUGAUACAAUAAAAAUGUAUGAAAUGCUUCAAGAGACAAUUAAUCAAUACAUAACUCUGUUACAUGAGCCUUUCUCAAAGGGCCAAUUAUGUUGCAUGUCUUUCUGUUGUGCAUGUAAUCUCUUCUAAAUUUUAAUGUCAAGUUCCCUUUUUCCAAAGGGAAACAAUCUUACUGCUAGAUAUCGUGGACAUUCAUACAGUGUAAGGAUAUUCUCUCACAUUUCACUGAUAUCACUAUUUUGCACACGAUGAAUACAAUUUAUUAAGUACUUCUUCUUUGAAUUUUUUCUCACCAUGCAGUAUCUUUUUUAUUUUUAUGGAUUAUGCAAAGCAAAAUCAGUGUCAGUAUUUUAUUCAUGAACUUUAGAACUUUUGGCUAUUGUUGCAGCUGCAGAAUUAGUAUGUUAUUUGCACUUGCACCUGUACUCUUAUGGACUGCUGAGGGAGAAGCAAGAUUUACAGCUAGUACUUGUGAUUAGACUGGUUAAGAAAUAUAUUUGAAGUGCAGGAAGAUGAUUUAAUUCAUACAUAAUGUGUUCACUAUUUACAAGUAUAUUGAUGCAUUUUUUUUUAUUUGGACAGAUUAGAAACUGUUUGUAAAGCUUAAACGUUCUGUAUACACGUUGUCUUACAUUGCUCCCAAUCAGGUUAAAACCUGCUGAGUACAACAACAUUAAUACUGAAUAGUGAACAUGCUCCUUGCAGUCACAAUGACCAGCUGUUUACAGCUUGUACUCUUCCUGCAGGAGGAAUUGAAGAUCUCUUUUGGACUUCAUCAAAGAACAUUUGGAAAUACUGUGUUUAAUCAAGUAUAUUUGUUUAGUUAGAUAAAGUGUUGCAGGGAAUGCAUUGAGGUCCCUUUUCCUUUCAAAUGGUUUGUGUGUAGAAUAAGGAUGAUUAUAUAGCCAGACUGUUGGCGGAAGGGGAGAUUUUGUGCAGAUAUGAUUGUGGGGCUUAACAAUUUAGCCUGCAAAAGCCAAAAAGAGUUUUCAAACAACCAAAGACGUAUUUAUCCACUCAGAACCAUUUUCUAGCAAAUUUUUAUUCAAUCUUAAAUUUUGCUUUUUCCAAGGUUUUCUUUUGUGAACUUAUUCAUGGUAAAUCUCAAAUGAUGGAUGUAAAGUAUGAUACUCAAAGUUUAUUCAAGGAUAAAAUUGGUGACAGUGAUAUGAGAUUGUCAUAUUGCUAUUUAGCUUUGGAACUAGUUACAUCGCAUACAAGAAAGCUGUUUGCCAAAGGAACAAAGUAGUAUUAUGUUCCGAGACAUUUCUGCAACAAAUUAUAGCUAAAUUAUCUGAUGGUGUGUGAACUGAUUUGGCAAACUUGUUGGCAUCAUUCAAGCUAUUAAACAAUUGUUUUUAGUGUUCACAUUAGGUGAAAGUGGAAGGAGCUGCAACAAAGAACCUGAUCAUUUCACUCAUGUUUUUGUAAACUUAAUACCAUACUUGGAUAUAAUUCCAUUUGUCACAGGUGUCAAUUCUAUAUUUACUAGGUGUUGGUGUAAAGUGCUUGCUUUAUGAGCCUAAGUUUUAUAACUUGAAUUUAUCCUCCAUUAGCUGAAAAGUAUAACUGAGUCACAUAUUUCACACUUUUUAAAACACUAUUGUACUUUGCCAGGAAAGGAACAUAAUCAUUUGAAAUUAAAGCAAGUUAUGAUUCAAAUUGUGCUUUGUUAUUCAUGGUGUUCUGUUUUGAAACUGCAUACACACUGUUUCUGACUUGCUUCAAAUUAAAAUAUUAGAGGGAUUUUGA
Carcharodon carcharias (great white shark) is the source of this 4074-nucleotide messenger RNA. It is a transcript of the gene pdlim7, whose product is annotated as PDZ and LIM domain 7. The record is from RefSeq and is a predicted model, not a curated record. Lineage: Eukaryota; Metazoa; Chordata; Chondrichthyes; Lamniformes; Lamnidae. Gene Ontology annotation, cellular component: Z disc; adherens junction; filamentous actin. Gene Ontology annotation, molecular function: actin binding; muscle alpha-actinin binding. The transcript has 10 exons. The coding region runs from base 826 to 2202 and encodes 458 amino acids. Gene Ontology annotation, biological process: heart development; muscle structure development; actin cytoskeleton organization.